AUGUUGUCUUUCUUCUAUGGAAUUUUGUUUUUACUGGCAUUUUAUUCUCAAAGUGAUGCGUUUCUCUUUACGCCAAAGCCUGUAUGCCAUUUAUUUGCAUCAGAAUGCCUAGACUGUGAAAUACCAGGAUUCUAUCCUUCUAUGUACUGUCCCAGAAUAAAAACCGGGGACAUGUGUUACAUCAAAGUGGUCCAUAAUGAUACGGGGAUAUUUACUAUUAAAGGAGCAGCAUCGACUUCAUUUUGUGAGGCUAACAAAUACAAGAAUAGCCUAUCAACCCCGUCAUGUAGGACUGGAAACCUCCCGAGAGGAACCGAGUGUAUCGAUUGCUGUAAACAAUACAGCUGUGACCCCCAAGACCUGUACUGUAACAAGAACAUCAUACAACCCGAACACAUGGCGUUUACUGUGACUACGAGAAGAACCACGCCCCCAACGACUGUGAGAAGCACUACUGCUACUACACCCCAGUCCACCGCCCCAUCUACCAGCACACGAUCCACCACUACUCUAUCAACAUCUACCCAAGCUCCAGGGCUUUGUCAAGUGUGUGCAGAGGGAAAUAGUCAGAACUGUGACGUAUCCAGCAUCUAUUACUGCAAUGAACGGGAAAAGUACUGUAUGAACACUAUUGUUCCCGAUCCUAAAGGGGGAUUGUUUGUACUCAAAAAGUGCGCAGAUGAGGUUGAAUGUAUAUGGAACUAUUGGGUGGACACUCUAGGAGAUCCUAAAUGUAACAAUGUAACAGGACCACAGGCCGACAAUGCCUGUAGCUAUUGUUGUGAUAACACAAACGGAAACCUGCCAUGCAAUCGGAAUACCAUACCGACACAACUGUCUACAUUCCAAAAUAGCCAAAAAGUGGAACAAUGUAUGACCGGGUCUUCCAUCAGUCAGUAUAAGUUGGAAACAUGCUCUUCCGUUGCCUCGUAUUGUCUGAAUACAGUAAGAUAUGAUACAACGGCAAAACAUCCGGAGGUGUAUGUUGAGAAAAGGUGUGCUUACGAGGCUGAAUGUAAAGGUCAAUGGUGGGAGAAAACUAGGAACAGACCGGAAUGUCUCACCCAAAAUUUCACAGGAAUUGCAGACAACAAUGUUAUCUGUACUUAUUGCUGUGUUUCUGAUGGUAGUGGCCCUUGUAAUGGCGCCUCGGUGCCGGAACAGAUCGCACACUUCGGGCCUGUUACCACUGCUAGUACUCAAACAACAGCUACCAUCUUAUCGACAACCGCACACGGUCAUGGGCACCACAACACGCACGUGCAAACAGACCACGGUCACCACCACACAGUGACCACCACCCAAACAACAACAGAGAAUACGACCACCACCCCCGCAACGAUAGUGUGUUCGGGCAAUACUUCGAUAGUAUGCGAAGACGACCCUCUGGCUCACUGUGCUACCCUAUUAUCAGUUGGAUUUUGCCAAAAGCUGCAGUACAACCCUGAUGGGGAGGAUGUCAAGUUUUGUCCGAAAACAUGUAACCUGUGUGACAAAUAUUGCGAGUAUGUUCUACCACCGACAACCACACCGACAGCCACACCGACAACCACACCUGCUCCAACAAUGCACGUCACAACAGCGAUGACAACAACAACACACCAAACGCCUGGUAAACCCUGUCCAUUUUGUGACGCCAAUAUUAACUGUGUGUGGAAUCAGACAUGCGCAGAUAGUGAGACGUGUAUGGUGAGAGCUGUUUUGGAAUCCGGCUUUCAGUUCUCCGUCCAUUGUACUUUAACCUCAGAUUGCCAUAUAAUGGCCAAAUACAUCAAAACCGGUGAGAUCUUCUGCUGUGACGAUCGAAGUUGCAUCCAAAAAGUUCUUCCCGGAGUGUGAUGCGUGUGAAAAAAUUUGUAAUUUUACAAAUGAACUACUUAUCUUGAGUUUUUAAAUCUGAUGAUUAAUUGUUGUUUAUGGUGUGGAUAAACUUGCAACAACCAAUAUCUAUGUAAGCCUGUAAAAUUUAUUACAUAUGAUACAAAAUAUAAAUAUAUGGCCUUGAACACCUAAAAAA
Molecule: messenger RNA, 2017 nt
Organism: Magallana angulata
Lineage: Eukaryota; Metazoa; Mollusca; Bivalvia; Ostreida; Ostreidae
Exons: 15
Coding region: 1-1839 (612 amino acids)
Source: RefSeq, a predicted model, not a curated record